AAGUAGACUAAAAAAUAAGAGGUCGAUUCAGGCUAAAAAAAACACAAAGGAAAAGGGCUAUUCUGAUUUAAAAAGCCACCAAAAGCAGAAGACAAAGAAAAUACUAAGUAUCAACGAGGUCAUGUUAAAACAUAAAUAUGCCUUAUUUGCAAAGAAUCAUUUUAAGGAAGCGGCUGAUGAUGAUCAGACAAAUGAAACUAGAAUACAAUACUUCACUGAUUCAAAUGAAGA
Messenger RNA from Paramuricea clavata, 231 nucleotides. Lineage: Eukaryota; Metazoa; Cnidaria; Anthozoa; Malacalcyonacea; Plexauridae. The record is from the annotation of a GenBank genome assembly.